Cryptococcus wingfieldii CBS 7118 is the source of this 1107-nucleotide messenger RNA. RefSeq lists its product as hypothetical. NCBI's taxonomy places the organism in Eukaryota, Fungi, Basidiomycota, Tremellomycetes, Tremellales, Cryptococcaceae. The transcript has 5 exons. The coding region runs from base 1 to 1107 and encodes 368 amino acids. The record is from RefSeq and is a predicted model, not a curated record. Gene Ontology annotation, molecular function: 3'-5'-RNA exonuclease activity.
AUGUUCCUUCAUACCGCACCUUCUUGUAUUAUAAUCACCCUCCUCUCUCUGGUCUCUACACAGACUACCGCCCGACCCCUUACGCUCGUUACAAGAAAUACUCCUCCAAGCGAUGUUUCAGAACUCCAUAUCGCAACUGUCAACAUAAAGAAUAGCAAUAUCGCUGAUCCGAAUGCCGACCCGGACAGUCCGUGGUCCGAGAAGGGCUGGGACGACCGCAAGACGCGUCUUGUAGAUGCACUCUUAUCCACCGGGCCGCUCGACAUCUGGGGAGCCCAGGAAGUGCUCAACAACCAAUUGAACGACCUCGACGGGCUUGUGGGCGAUACUUUUGCUCAUGUUGGUGUUGGGCGGGAUGAUGGGCAAGAAGCUGGAGAGUAUAGUCCGAUCUUUUAUGAUUCUUCCAAGUUUGACAUUGUCAGGUGGAACACUACUUGGUUGUCGGAAACUCCGGACACCCCUGGAUCUAUCGGCUGGGAUGCAGACUUGACUCGUAUCGCAACCCUCCUCACGCUCAAAUACAAAGCCGGCGCUCAAGAAGGCCAGCUCGUACACGCUUUCAACACCCAUUACGACAAUGCUGGCACCGAAGCUCGCGCCCAAAGCAGCUUGUUGCUCCGGGCGACAAUCUAUCAAUGGGUGCAAGACGUUGAGCAGUCUGAGGGAGCUCGUGGGGAUGCGCCUGUGGUCUUCUUUGGCGACUUUAACUCUCCACCAGAGGAAGACGGUUACAAAAACAUGGUUUCCACCGACCCCCUCCCCAACGGUAACGCCUCCUACACCUUCCUCGACACCUACACCCACCUCCUCACCUCCAACUCUUCCUCCUCCAGCACCUACGGUACUCCCCAAACCCGUCCCUAUGGCCCCGAACACACUUACACAGGGUUCGAAGCCCCAGGCUACAACAUGACCAAACGCAUCGACUUUGUGCUCGUCGGUGCGGAGCUUGAUGGGGCGCAGAGUGGGAGUGGGGAGGGGAGGGGUGGGUGGGAGGUGGUGAGGUAUGGGGUGGUGGAUAAUUAUGUGGAGGGGGAUAGGGAUGGGUUUGAUGCGCGGUGGAGCGAUCAUAGGGCUGUGAGGGCUACUAUUGCCAAGCAGACUUAG